UUUAUCCCCCCCUCCCCCCACAUUGCUCACUCUUUCUCUUUUAGAUUUUAGUUACUCCCUCUCUCUCCCUUCUUUUGGCAUGGCUGAGCCAAGAACACAAUACAGUGAAUGCAGCUAACAAGAAAUAUCAAAACAACGACAUGAGAGAGCUAGAGAGCUUCAAAAUGACGUCACUACAUCAGAACCUUCAAUGGCCACCGGUGGGAGCUCCAACGAAUAUCCGACAAGAGGAGCCAUGGAGAUCUCAGUUCAACGAUCCAGUCAACGCUGUUUCCUUUGGUUUUAUCGCCACCGCCAUUCUCAUCUCAAUGUUCAUCGUCAUGGCCAUCUUCGAAAUGCUUAUUCGAGCCACCACCACUAACUCACAUUCUUCUCCGGGUCAGGUCCUUUCGGAUCUAGAGUCGCGGGUGGGGCUCAAUGGCUUUGCAUUUUCUAAGUUUGGUUGCGAAUCUCCCAAGUUAGGUGUGUACUCAAAAGGGGUCUCUGUGUUAAUGCCAGGAGACAAUGUACCUACAUUCAUUGCUCACCAUGCACCCGUACCCGUGCCCGCACUUGCAGACAAAAAGUCCAACACUCCAAGUUCCAGCUCAAACUCCAUUCAAGAAUGUUAACAAUUCUAGAUUUUCAUUAUUCAGUGUUUUGUUCCUAUGUGAUUGUGGCAGCUUUAUCUCUUAGAUUAAAGGAGGUUGUUAUGAGUAUCUUUUCGUAGAUAUAACUAAAGGAACCAAGCUGCUAAAGCCUGGCUUAAGUAUAUAAGUAUUU
Messenger RNA from Brassica oleracea var. oleracea, 762 nucleotides. RefSeq lists its product as uncharacterized. Bases 141 to 611 code for a protein of 156 amino acids. The record is from RefSeq and is a predicted model, not a curated record. Lineage: Eukaryota; Viridiplantae; Streptophyta; Magnoliopsida; Brassicales; Brassicaceae. The transcript is spliced from 2 exons.